AUGGGGAGUUUGGCUGGGGCGGCACAUCUGCUAAACAUCAACGCAGAUGCCCUAAGACCGAAAGGAGAAAAGUUAGCAUUAUUCGGAUUUGUAUCAUCAAUAAGAAUUGCGAAAGCAUGGCCUAUCGAUCCUUUAAGCCCAGAAAGAUUCUGGCUAGAGGUGACGGAAAAGUUACCACAGGGAUAA
Molecule: messenger RNA, 186 nt
Organism: Gregarina niphandrodes
Lineage: Eukaryota; Apicomplexa; Conoidasida; Eugregarinorida; Gregarinidae
Exons: 2
Coding region: 1-186 (61 amino acids)
Source: RefSeq, a predicted model, not a curated record